Molecule: messenger RNA, 5961 nt
Organism: Anopheles coustani
Lineage: Eukaryota; Metazoa; Arthropoda; Insecta; Diptera; Culicidae
Gene: ci
Product: transcriptional activator cubitus interruptus
Exons: 6
Coding region: 89-5326 (1745 amino acids)
Biological process (GO): regulation of transcription by RNA polymerase II
Cellular component (GO): nucleus
Molecular function (GO): DNA-binding transcription factor activity, RNA polymerase II-specific; RNA polymerase II cis-regulatory region sequence-specific DNA binding
Source: RefSeq, a predicted model, not a curated record
GCUAUUGCUCUAGUGAUAGUGUGCUAGUUUCAUUCGGGCGAGAAAAAAGGAGUUGAGAUUCGGAGUAGGUCCUGGUGUGCAGCACACAAUGCCGGAGAAAGAAACUUUCCACGAGCAUAUGCAAGUGCACCCGUUCCAUCACCCCGGCCAUCCACUAGCCGCGCACCAUGCGCACCAUCAUCCGCAAGCAGGAUUGUCGGCGCAUGGACUAGGGGCGGCGGCGGCGGCGGCCGCAGCAGCUGCAGCAGCGGCAGCGGCGGCCAAUGGUCCUGGCGGUGGUGGCGGCUACGGUCCUCUGCAAAUCCCGUCGGCUUUUGUGGCAUUCCACACGCAACUUCCUGCCGCGGCCGGGCUCGAGCAGCGCUCGCCCCACGAUGGCCGCUACCUCUGGGAUCCGACAGGAUCUGCCGCGGCCUCAUCGUUCCAUCAUCCGCACCACGCUGCACCGCAUGGCCUCGCGAAUAAUGCCAACUUUGCAGAACUGCAAUUUUUGAGUGCCCGUCGAGCGGCGGUUGCCGCGGCCGUAGCCAGCGCCGAGGCCGCACAUGCCAGCGGCUCCGUAUUACCUCCUCAUCCACCCGCGUCCGCCACCAUCGUACCGCUCACAAUCUCUCCGCCGGCCACUUCCGGUGCGUCACUGAACGGGGACGGCGAGCGCUCGAGCAGUACCGGCGGGAAUGGCACGACUUCGAUUAGCAACGGCACUUCACCGGCGGCCGGAGCGGCUGGCGGUUCUAGUCCCGGGCUGCCGACGCCAAACGGCACCACCGGAGCGACAUCGCUGGGUUCAUCUGCUGGCCAGACCAACAUCCCUUCCGUACCAGUGCCACAUCCCAGUGACUUUCAUCCGGCGUACAGGAUACCCGGCUACAUGGAGCACCUGUACUCGCUACAACACGCCUCUGCGUCCCUCCACGGCCUUGGGCUGACAUCAGAGUACAUCAACGCCCGAAACGCAAUUGCCGAUCUGCAUCCGGCCAGUUCACUGGCUAGUGCGGAUUUUCACUUCAGCAUCGACGCAGCUAGCCGCUUAAACAGUCCCCGGCCGGGCAGUAUUCGGGCCAGCGUGAGUCGCAAGCGCGCCUUAUCAUCAUCGCCGUACUCGGAUUCGUUCGAUAUCAGCUCGAUGAUACGGUACUCUCCAAACUCUCUUGCUUCACUGGUCAACGCUUCGCGUAGCAGCAGUACCAGCGGUUCGUACGGCCAUCUAUCGGCCAGCGCGCUUGGGCCCACCCUCGGCAUGCACAGUGCUAUGCCACCUCACCUGCAGCAUUUACUGCGCAGCAGUGGCUUCCUACAUACACUCCCAGGACACCACACGCCGACGGCCAGUAUGUUCUCACUGUCGCAUCAUCCGCUGCAUCCAGGGCAUUCGCUCAGCAAACCACAGCAAAUAACUGAUCUCUCGAGCAAGAAGCAAGAACAACCCACAUCCAGCUCACAAGUGACCCGUGUCGAAGCGGACAGCGCCAGUACUGCACAGCAGAAAAAAUCCCGCGUUAAACGGGAUGGAAUACUACACGUGCCUACCCACAAGGGGAGUCCGCAGGACGAUCGUGCAACAAAAAUCACCUCGAAUAACCAUCUAAGCCCGACCUCUACCCAAGGACCGUCUAACCAGGGAUCAAAUUUGGCCACCUCCACAACUCACAACGGUGGAUUAAAUCUGAGUCCUGUGCAUCCAGAACUGGGCAGUGGCGGACGAGGUGGUGGUUGCGAUCUAGCCGGUGGAACUCUUGGUGAAGGUGCUGGUGGAAGUGCAAUGGACGUAAGUUGCAACAAUGGUAACAUGAGCAACGCAAUGGGAAUGUGUGGUGGUUAUCGAGAAGUGGGCGGAAUCGGUCAUGAUGGGGGGUCCAGAGCGGAUACGACAGAGCCAAAGGAUGAACCGGGAGAUUUCAUAGAAACCAACUGCCACUGGCGAGAUUGUUCGCUGGAGUUUAACACCCAGGAUGAACUGGUGAAGCACAUCAACAACGAUCACAUUCAUGCCAACAAAAAAUCUUUUGUCUGCCGCUGGGACGAUUGUUCGCGAGACGAGAAACCGUUCAAAGCACAGUACAUGCUUGUGGUGCACAUGCGUCGUCAUACGGGUGAAAAACCGCACAAGUGCACGUUCGAAGGCUGUUGUAAAGCGUAUUCAAGACUGGAGAACCUUAAGACUCACCUUCGUUCACAUACGGGCGAAAAGCCAUAUACCUGCGAGUAUCCGGGUUGCAGCAAAGCAUUCAGUAAUGCAUCCGAUCGUGCCAAACAUCAAAAUCGAACUCAUAGCAAUGAGAAACCAUACGUUUGCAAAGCACCAGGCUGUACGAAACGAUACACUGAUCCAAGCUCGCUGCGGAAGCAUGUGAAAACGGUCCAUGGAGCAGAAUUUUAUGCCAAUAAAAAGCACAAAGGCAAUAACUAUGGCGGCGGUGGAAGCAGCGGUGGCGACGGUGCUGGCGAAGACGGAGAAGGCUCGAAUCAUAUGUUCGAUAGCAGUCCCAGAAGCGAGGAUAAGACAACAAGCAUGAGCAGUCCUAGUAUUAAGUCGGAGUCUGAUGCCAACUCACCGACCCAUCCGCCGAUCAAUAGCCCCAUGUCCAUUUCGGCACUCACCGCUGGACUCGGUGAAGAGCUGCAUGACGGAGGAAACAUGCAGUUGGGCAGUAUGGUGGGACUUGAUGAUCCCGCGUGGCCAUACGUUGACGAGGAUCUUGAGGUGGCCGACCUACCGUACGUGCUGCGUGAGAUGGUCGAUCUCGGUGGGGCGACGGGAGCUGCGACAGCAGUUGCGACUCGCAAUAAUCCUAGAAACCGGUUCAAGAAUCGCAUUAACCAUAAGAGCUCUCUGCUCGGUAGCAAUCCACUUUCCAACAUACCGGAGAUGAACAGUGGACAUAUGCGUAGCUUUGGUCUCGGGGAGCUGAACAAAAAGAUUACCGAUCUCAAGAUGGAACCAGGCACUACGCCACCCCCGCAGCCAAUGUCACAUCCAUCGCCCACGAUUGGCAAAGCUGGCCAGACGGACCUACAAAUGCGUCCACCCGGUCCACCAUCAUCCACGACCACGGCGACAAUGAUGAUGAUGAAUGCGUACCUCAAUCCAGCGCAGAACCGACGCGAUAGCAACAACAGCACGACUAGCAGUUCAUACUACAGCAUGCGAUCGGCGGAUAUUAGUCGUCGCAGUAGCCAGGCAUCUCAGCAAAGCUCGAUCUCAACCAUGCGACCCAGUUACUAUAACUCCUCGUCACUGUACGAUCCGAUCUCCCCGGGCAGCUCUCGACGAUCUAGCUCCAUGUCGACGGCCACGACGGGUGGUCAAAGCUUGCCACCACCACCUUCGUCUCAUCUGAUUGCUACCCAUCUGCAACGGUUCGGCGGAAACGGUCAGAUGAUGAACUCCAUGAACGCCAUGGGUGGACAAUCCGGUGUAAACGGUUCACGACACUCCAUUCCGAACAACACGAGUAAUGGGGGUAUGAGUUUCUUCGGUCAACAGCAGCACGCCCCAGCAGGACAGAUCGAUAGGCGUAUGUCGGAACCCGUGGCUAGUGGAUCACAUACUACUACCAGUACCGGUAAUGGUAUGCUAACUGUCGGUCCAAUGGCUGGCCGUAUGAACUCUCAGUAUAUGAACCGACGCAUGGUACCAGCGAACCCGCAACACAGCCAACGGAGUGUCCCAACUUGCACGGCCACAUCCGGAGCUGGAGAUGGUGCAGCACCGGGCUCCGGAACGGGAGUUGCUUCGAUGAACAAUAAAAUUUCUAAUCCUCCCAACACUGGCAAGCUACACCCGAACCAAGAGGUUGUACUGGACGAAGUCGAGGAAGGUGAAAUGGUGGAAAACAAACUGGUCAUCCCGGAUGAGAUGUUACAAUAUCUCAAUCAGGUAGCCGAUAUGGCUGGAGACGUAGGUGGGACUAGCAAAGUUGCUAAUCGAACGACCACCGAAACACCCAGUGAUCCAUUACCUGGUGGCGGAAGUAAUUGGAACGCAGCGCAAAACGAUAACGGUGCAUUCGGCGGUGGUGGUGGUAAUAGAACGAUAAGCCGCCCUCACCCAGCCGUUAACUUUACCCAACCUCAAUCGAACAUGCUAAUGAGCCCACAGUCACAGUAUAGCAACGACGAUUGUAGCCUUAUGAGCAACGUUAUGUCGCCACAAACACCGCAACACCAACAGGUGAUGUCACCGAUGAUGCCUGAUAAUACGGUUGCCCCCUUAGCCCCAACCACCAGCAAUACCAACAACUACUCGAUACCUUCGCAGAUGAUGUCGCAACAGACACCAGCUACCCAGGGUCAACAAACUCAUCCUCCCGUUCAGUGUCAAAUGAUGCACAACGUUAAUGACAUGCAAAACUUCAAUAAUAGAAACAACAGCUAUGGUAUGAGUAACAAUGGCACCGAAGUUUAUUCCCAGCAACAGCAGCAAGAACAGCAGUUUCAACAGCAACAGCAACAGCAGCAACAGCAGCAGCAACAACAACAGCUACAACAACAACAACAACAAAUGCGUCCAAUCGCUUGUUCAAACAUGAUCGGAUACUAUCACCGAACUGAUCAAAGUGCUCACCAUUGUUGUCUUGCAAUGAUGAUGCAGGGAUCACUUCACAUCAAUCAGCCUUCGGCUGCAGGUCCAUCCAGUCAGCAGCAGCAGCAGCAGCAACAGCUUGGAAAUGGUCCAAUGCAGCAACACCAGCUGCAACAGAUGCAAAAUAAUCAGCAUAAGAAUCCUUUCAGCAUCAAUGUGGCCAGUUUCGCCGCAACCAGCAACAAUCAGCAUCGCAAUUCAACGGCAGCGGAGAACAUAUCCGGCAAUGUCGCUAGGGCGAACAUUGAAAUCCAGUGUGGAGACAUCAGCCAAUCUCAGAUGUCUCCCGCAAUCGCUGCCAUUACGCCGAGCGGUGCCAUAGCCCCGCCACUUGGUGCCAACGGAUGCCAGCAAUCGAUCGAAAAUUCAGUUGCGAUUGCUGCCCCUUCGGCUCCACCGCAACCGAUGGAAAGCAGCCUUCAAACACCUCCGCUACCAUCCACACCGACCGGUUUUGGUGACCCUACGGCUACUGCUGCCCCGCCACCCGCUUUGCCAAUGUCACUUACCGAAGACAACGGUAUUGUCAUGGCGCAAGCGACAAACAACGGCAGUGCCAUGGGGUCUGACACGUACCAGCGCACUCUCGAGUACGUUCAGAACUGCCAGAAUUGGAGCGAAUCGGCAGCCGACAUGGUUAGCAGCAGCACGCAUCCGUCGUCGAACCUGGUCAUUAACGAUAUGAGCACGUCGCUGAGCUCGUACUUUGAGGAAGACCGUUACCUGCAGAUGAUCCAGUAGAGAACAAGAAUGCCAUUUCUUCUCGAUCAACGGAAUUGAUGCCCAUCGCGGAAGUAGUGGAUUAGCUAUGAGAUGAACACAAUUUCACGAUUUCGAAAAGAACACCCAUCCUGUUCAAUUAUCUUGAACAGCAAAUUCUGCCAUACCUUGAUCAGUCAAAAUGCGAUCGAUCGAUCGAUAGGCUGGUCGGUUAAACGAGUUUCCUAUAGACUUUAAUUUUAUUUCGACCCAGGCGGCUUUGCGUGUAGAAUGACUGUGGCUAUUUUCUUCUUUGUGGGAGACAUUGUUUAUCCUUUACUCUCCUUUUUUCUCUUUUAUAAAGAUGAAGGUUUGAAAAUGGAAGAAAAUAGAUUCGUUGAAAUCGUUUGUUUGUAUCAUUCUACAAAGGUUGGAUUGUACAUAGUAUGUAGACCAUGUACCAUUGUUGGUGCUAAGAGGCAACGUUUAAUGUAUCAGAGGAGGUCAUUGCAAAGACAAAGCUUAUCAACAGGCACCGGAUCGGAUCAUUUCAUUAUGAUCGUAUACUUGUAAGCGAUAGGUUGAAGCCGGCUCCUGAUAGUGUUUAACUUCGAUUCUGGCUUCUAGAAGUACUUUAAAAUUGAAAAGAAUGUGAAAUAAAUGAUUCGUUGAAUAUA